Molecule: messenger RNA, 1668 nt
Organism: Macroventuria anomochaeta
Lineage: Eukaryota; Fungi; Ascomycota; Dothideomycetes; Pleosporales; Didymellaceae
Product: Pkinase-domain-containing protein
Exons: 1
Coding region: 211-1446 (411 amino acids)
Biological process (GO): positive regulation of transcription by RNA polymerase II; protein phosphorylation
Cellular component (GO): transcription factor TFIIK complex; cytoplasm; nucleus
Molecular function (GO): cyclin-dependent protein serine/threonine kinase activity; ATP binding; RNA polymerase II CTD heptapeptide repeat kinase activity
Source: RefSeq, a predicted model, not a curated record
CGUGCUCGCCGCAUGGUCCGCGGUAGGUACGGCAACAAUCAUCGCAGCUGUCUCGACCACACCGACAAGGCCCCGAGAAAGAGAACGGACGGCGGAGGAGCGAACACGGACGGCGGCUAUGGGUAAAGCUCCUUGAUCCACUUCCGCCCGAGACUCUGCCACCAUCUCUCUUGCGCCUCACCUCAAGCUCAACACCACACGUCGCCCUCCAUGGGCGUCUCCUCACCCGCCGCGUUGAGCCCCCGGCCUAAGCCGCCAGGCUCGCACCUUGCAGUCCCCGACCGAGCAAAAGCGCUCUCAGGCCUCUCACGCGCCGCCAAGCCCCCUGCCAGCGCCCCAAUCACACGCACACCCAUCGAUGGCGGAGAGGCAGACAUGGCCGAGCAGAUGAACGAUGCACUGCGCUCACAGUUCGUGUCGGGUGCACGUCUCGGUGAAGGAACCUACGCCAUAGUCUACGCAGGCCACUACAGACACGACCCUACCAAGCUGGUGGCUAUCAAGAAGAUCAAGCUCAACGCCGACUUCAAAGACGGCAUCGCCAUGGACGCCAUCCGCGAAAUCAAAUACCUCUCAGAGCUGUCACAUCCAAACAUCAUAAAGCUACACGCGGUCUUUAGUACAAAGGACCAGAACCUCUCUCUCGUGCUUGAGCACCUCCCCUUGGGCGAUCUCGAAGGCCUGUGGAAGAACAAGAGCAUCACAUACAGCUCCGCCGACAUCAAAGCCUGGUCCAACAUGCUCUGCCAGGCCAUCUGGUUCUGUCACGCCAACCACGUCCUCCACCGCGACAUCAAGGGCAACAACUUGCUUAUUGCCGCCGACAACACCGUCAAACUGGCAGACUUCGGUCUCGCACGUUCCUUCGCAGACCCCGGCGCAAAAAUGACCUCCAACGUCAUCACCCGUUUUUACCGGCCUCCAGAACUCCUCUACGGCUGCCUCCACUACGCCGGCAAUGCCGACAUGUGGUCCGUCGGGUGCGUAAUCGCCGAGCUCGCGCUGCGCCAGUUCUUCCUGCCCAGCGAAACAGACCUGCAGCAACUCUCCGUUAUAAUCGAUGUCUUCGGCACGCCCAGCGAAGAGUCCUGGCCCGGCGUGGGCUCACUGAGGUACUACCAGCCGCCGCCGAACCGCAGCGCCGUCAAGCUUCCGCAGCCGCUGAGCUGGUGGAGGGGACGCCUGCCGUUGCUGGGUGACGAUGGGAUUGAUAUGGUGCGCGGCAUGUUGGCCAUGGACCCGCAGAAGCGCUUGACCGCCGAACAAGCGCUCCAGCAUCGAUACUGGACGAGUGCACCACGGCCUACAAAGAAAGAAAACUUGCCCAACGAAGGCGGGGGCAUGAAGAAGGAGGGCGAGGAUCUGAAGCGGAAAGGUGGUGAAACGCCGGCAGGCGCUGGCAGAGUCGACAAAGUCGCGCGCAAGCUUGACUUUGGUGGCAUGUGAGGCUGCCGCUGCACUUCGUUACCACAUCGAGCCAACCCUUGAGAAACGGGACUACACUCCGACGCACUGUGGAGAGGUGGGUACGAAAGCGAAUGUCAGCAAAAGCUUGACCGCGGGACCAUCUCCCCAAACAGGACCCAGGAGGGAGGUACUGUCGCGUGCUUGCCGCGGGACUCGGGGAGUCAGAAUAAGCUUCUUGCUGUGGCCCUGUCGUGGGUCGGG